AUGGCUAAUACUGAGCUUCAGUUUAAAAUGGCAAUGAGAGAUCAGAUCAUUCACAACCAAAGAGAGGCGCAAAGGAAUCUUUGGAACUUGAUCAUGGGGUUGGGACUUGACGAGAAGCAGAUAUUGGAGCUUGCUGCCAAGGCUGCUUCUGUUGCUGCAUUUUCAGGCUCGCAUUUACCAGAACUCCAGAAGUAUCAACAUGUUGCUUCAAAGUCAAUUUCCCGAGACCGCUGGGAUCUGUCUUCUACGUUUUGCAGGGAGGAGCACUGUAGCUCCUACUACUUGCUAGCUCAUGAUAACUCUCCGCCAUGCAUCAGAUCUAGGAAUAGUAGUAAUUACUGGGUUGGCGGUGGUCAUCCUGUUCCUUGGUUUGGCACUCCUGAUAAGCUUCCUCGAGAUUUGCAGAAAUCGUACCCAGAGAUGAUAACUCCUGCAUCAUCACGCUAUGAAAGCCAUCUAUCAGCUCCAGCACACGGUGCAGAUUUUGGACAGGGACAAAAUGAUACCAAGAGGCGAAACCUAUACAGCAAGGGUCCUCAUGGUGCAACCAGUAGCAGCAGCCCAGAUAUGUUCGAAGCAGAGAUAGUCAAUCUUGGUAGGACAGCCAAUGGUUUUCCGGGAUAUAUCCGAUCCGAACAAGGCUUGAGUACACGCAGCUCAACACAUACGGUCCAAAACUCGAACCAUCCAAGUGUUCCUUGCAUUCCUUCAUAAACUUAAGCCCAUCCCUCCAUUCC
Molecule: messenger RNA, 737 nt
Organism: Hibiscus syriacus
Lineage: Eukaryota; Viridiplantae; Streptophyta; Magnoliopsida; Malvales; Malvaceae
Product: kinesin-like protein KIN-8B
Exons: 4
Coding region: 1-714 (237 amino acids)
Source: RefSeq, a predicted model, not a curated record